GCGACGGCUAACUAAUGAGACCGAUUGUUUGACCACAAGUGAGAGUUGUUUGAUAUCGUUGUAGUAUCGGUGAAACUUGUUUUGCUAUUGCAGAAAUGUGGUAAUCUUCUUCCUUGGCUACUAAGAAGAUUUGUCCGAGCAGGUCGUUAGAAGACCACCCACGGAACUGAAUGCUUCUGGUACGGUGUAUGUUCACAGUUUCACAAACGCGCCAAUCCGGAGUACUGCUUAGGGAAACAUAGGAGGAGCAGCAAGCCUAGUCCCUGAGAAUCUACAUCCUCCACCAUCUGAGAGACUGGGGUGAAACUCUCAUCUAGAGUCCAUCCACUGGGAAGCUCCAUGGUUCAGGGCCCCUAAAGGGCUGGGACCAGCACUGAGGGCCAGAGGCAGCCGUGGAGGAAUGGGGUAGGGGCUGAGGACAGAGCCAUGGUUCAUAACGGCUCAGUCCCCCACACGCCACCACCCACGCCUCCGCCGCCGACACAGGUGGGCACCAAUGGCCGCUCUUCUGAGAGGAAGAGGACACCCAAGGCAUGUGACUGCUGUGGGCCCAACUCUAAGCUCCAUGAUGGGAAGGCCCCACAUGGGAAGACUCCGGGUGGCAAGUCCCGACAACGCAGGGCCCAGCCGGGGAAGGGCAAGGGCCAGGCACUGGGGGAGACCCCUAAGAGAAAGGGUGGCCGCCCCUCUUAUAAGAAGACCCUGAUGACAGAGGAGCAGGUAACAGCCAUCCGAGAGGAACUGGAGAAAGAAACUGCUGUGGAGCCGGUAACAAACUCUUUGGCUCCACCUGUAACCAACUCUGUUGGUCAACCUGUAACCAACUCUGUCGGUCAACCUCAAACUGUAACAAACUCUAUGGGUCAGAAGUUAAUGUACACUGUGGUUAAACUAGUGAAUAAGUCUGUGGUUCAACCGGUAACGACAUCAGUGGUUGAGGAUUUUGCUGAUUCAGAAAUGGAGCAGGAGAAAGCCUGUGAAGGGGCUGUGUGUGAGGGGGAGCAGGCCCCUGGUUCUGGUUCAGUCAAACAGCCGGUUACAGAUCCUAAAAUGGAAGUCGUAAAGCAGCACCAGCCCCAGGCUGGUGACCCAGCUGUCUCCCUCUCCAACGGUACAUCAGCUGUCCCCAAAGAGGAACCAACAGACUGUAGCGCCCCUAUGGAGGUGGAACCAUCAGCCAUAGCCUGUGUUUCCCCAGGCAUUAUUAUGUGCAGCACCCUCCACCCCUUUGCUCUGUGGGACCACCGAGAUUACUGCAAGACAGGAGUGUGGGCUCCAAGCCCUGAGCCGGAGAAGGAAAGUGCCACAGACUCAGCACAGCAGACCCAGCCAUCACCAAAACAACCCAAACCUGAAGAGGGCAACCAUGAAGGAAUCAGAGACCUCAUCCAUGAGUUCCUUGAGCUCUUCUAUGUGAAGUACGGGAGCUUCAUCCCCCUCAGUGAGACUGAUGUCUUGGAGCACCUGAAGAACAAGUGUAACACUGACUUCGAUGACAAGAAGCUAAACAUCCACUCAGAAGUGGUGAAGUACAAAGCGGGUCUAGCCUCCACCCCGAUGAACUGCUUUAAAGUGGACUACAACAAGCACACUCUGACCCUGGAGGAUCUGUCCACGCUGGACGACCAAAACUGGGUCAACGACCAGGUGAUAAACAUGUAUGGCGAAUUGAUCAUGGAGGCUACAGAGCACAAGGUUCAUUUCUUCAACAGCUUCUUUCAUAGGCAGCUGGUGGCCAAAGGCUAUGAAGGGGUUAAGCGAUGGACCAAAAAGGUGGAUCUGUUUUCCAAGAGUCUGCUGCUGAUUCCUAUCCACCUGGAGAUCCACUGGUCCCUGAUCACAGUAGACAUGGCCAACCACCACAUCCACUACUACGACUCACAGGGCAUCGUCUUCAAAUACACCAUAGAGAACAUCAUGAGAUACAUCCUGGCCGAGGCGAAGGAGAAGAAUCAAGCUACCUAUCAGAAUGGCUGGAAGAUGAUUAUAAACAAGGGUAUUCCUCAACAGAAGAACGACAGUGACUGUGGAGUCUUCGUAUUGGAGUACUGCAAAUGCCUGGCUUUAAAAGAACCUCUGCAGUUCACACAGCACGACAUGCCCAAAGUCCGCAAGAGGAUUUACAAAGAGCUCUGUGACUGUAAACUGAGUGACUGACUGAACACAGCAACACAGCUGAGAAAGUACCCCUGCCUUUCCAGUGGACCAUGGGUUAACAACUGUUUGACCGUUAUUGUAUAAUAUUGUAUAAGGGCCAUUAACACUUUUUUUUUUAAACGACAGGAGCCAAGGAGAAACGGAAGGAAAUGCCCUGGAAACAGGACACGUAAUUUGACUAACGACACAUAUGGUGACAGUCAGUCUUUUCUCGCCUUCAGAGGAGGGCCAGCGGUGCAUAUUCGGCCAGUUUUUUUGUUUUGUUUUUUAAAAUCUUGAUAACGGGAGGGAGGGAUCUGAGACUUUCAAUUCCUUUGGGAGUCGACGUCCACAAAGUUUCCACUGCUGACUGACUGUCCUGGGUCCGGAACUAACGCUGCUGCUAUAAGGUUUCAGAUGCCAGUAACGGACCUAUAUGUACUGAUAACGUUUCCUCACUUCAGUUCUUGAAAUGUAAGCAGCAGAUUAUAUGGGACAUUAGGUGAAACUUGAAGGUUCUUCUUUUAUAUCAUGUAAUCUCCACCUGACUGUAGUGUGAGGUACAGAACAAGAAGACUCAUCAAAGGCUAGCUUCGAAUUGAAUGUACUGUUUUGUUGCUUCUUAAUCUCAAACAGCUCUCUAGGGCUAGAUUCAAUCUGUAUCGCGGAAGAUCCGUAUUAAAAGUUAAAGGUAAUUUCCAAUUGAGCUGACAUAUGCAGCGUUUGCGUGGAUGCAGUCUCCGCGAACGCGGGAACAUUGCCUUGAAAUUUCAAUAGAGCGAUAAUGCGGAUCUUCCGCGAUACGGAUUGAAUCCAGCCCUUAGUUCUUGUGAAACUCCACUUUUCGCAUCAAAAAGCAGUUGAGACAAGGGCCUAGAUUCAAUCCGGAAUGCGGAAGAUCCGAACUAUAGGGAGAUUGCCUUUUUUAAAUUUAAAUUUUUCCGCAUUCGGUAAACAUUGCAUAUGUCAGGUCAAUCAAAAAUUACAUUUACAUUUAAAUUGCGCUAUUACAUGGAUCUUCAGGAGGAAAGUAAGAGUUAAAGUGGAGGUAUUUAGUUACAAUUGGCCAUCCUACUCCACUGAUAAUAGCUUCAUGACAACACCGCUCUUUCUGAUUCUGUUGAAAAUACACUUUUUCUUAUUGUUUCAAUAGCGCAUCUUGACAUAGUGUACUGAGGAAGAAGUAAUGCUACUGCAGUAGAACAGGUUUUUUUUUGGUGCCUUUUAUUGUACGAGGGGCUGGCAAGCUAUGGUUCUCAUUGGAGGACCACCAAGCACUUGAACUGACUCCAUUGGUGUCAGUUACCCAUCUUAGGGAGCUGGUGCUGGUCCACAGACUGGAUGGAGUUGGGAAACGCUGCUGUAGAACAUGCUGAAUCCCAUCUAUUCUGUCUGUCAUCCAUUUCAUUGAUGUACACUUGCUACCAUUAGAGAUCAUGUUCACAUCAUUCUCUGUACUAUGGUUAAAUCUGUUUGAUCUUCGUUGAAGGAAACGCUUUCUGGUUUUGAUUUCAUUUUGUUCAGUUCUUGAUUUGUAUUUAAGUUGCGAUGGUGUAGCCUGAAAUAUUGUAUUGCAAUUUCUUGAAGUAAUGCAGGGUUACACUUACAAAUAGAUACCCAGAGGGGUUAAAUUGGGAUUCUCUAGAUUUGUAAACUGUCCUCAAAAUUUGAUGGUUAUGGAAGUUCCCAAUGUAUGCGUCUCAUCCUAAAAUGGUGGAACAGUUUCCUUCCCAAGUUAACCCCUGAAUACAUUCAUACACAAACACAUGAUGUAGCUUGUAUGACACAGGCAUUCAUUUUCUCCACUUUGGUUUUAAAUCAUGUUUUUUGGUUUUAAAUCAUGUUUGAGAGAUUACUCCGGGUUGUUGCAACAGUGUUGACAGGAUGCCCAGCCACACAGAACAGAGGGGAAUCCUACAACACAAGCUAGAUUUACUCAGGGUUUCCUAAAGCUAACCAGCUUCUGUUAGCUUCACAUUCCAGGUCUGGCUUCAUCUGUACUAGGACGGUGGAUAUUGUUUGUCCGCCUGCCAUUAACUCUAGCAGGCUUCUAACUGCGCGUGCAUGUCACACAUGGCUAGUCGAACGCCAAGCUCUUCAUCGAGACAAUGCUGAAACAUCAAUCCAGGGGAAAGUCCGUGUCACAUUUUCAUUUGUGCUGAAAUCAAAAUGAAUACUUGCAAAUUCAGCAAGCUAUAGGCUCAAUCCUAAUGGUGUGAAAUAGGCUUUUAGAAGUGCUGGCUUAAUUGUAUUAUUUAUCGUUAAUGCCAUCUUUGGUGUGCUUAUCAAUGCAUAAGCACCUUUUCCCCCCCACUCCUAUUGAUAAAAAUAAUUGUAUCAAUUUUAUUUGUCAUACAAAAGUUUGUGUGUGAAGUUUCAAAUGCAUUCUGUCAAUACUAAAUAAUGUGAUAGGUAUUUUAACAUUUUACUAUUUUUAACAAAAAAAACAUUUGAUUAAUAAAAUAUUUAAUCAGUC
This is a messenger RNA of Coregonus clupeaformis (lake whitefish), 4612 nucleotides long. RefSeq names its product sentrin-specific protease 5. Lineage: Eukaryota; Metazoa; Chordata; Actinopteri; Salmoniformes; Salmonidae. Bases 427 to 2157 code for a protein of 576 amino acids. The transcript has 10 exons. The record is from RefSeq and is a predicted model, not a curated record. Gene Ontology annotation, cellular component: nucleus. Gene Ontology annotation, biological process: protein desumoylation. Gene Ontology annotation, molecular function: deSUMOylase activity.